AUGGCUGAACAGCAGCACAACUGUAUUUCGGAUGGUGAAGAAGAUCCCGAGGAAUGUCAAAUCGAUCCCAUCGUUGUUGGCGACAACGAUGCCGAGAUUCGCAAGAAUCUCUUCGACGAAUUUGAUGUUGCUACAAAGCAAAAGACAUCUACGGACAGCUCGAGCUCUGGUCGAGAAUAUAUGAAAGUUUACUUGCGAAUACGCCCCUUCAUAAAUGAAGAAAUUGAAGCGAAGGAAAACCAGAAUUGUUUGGAAAAGGAAAGUUCCACCGCCGUUUUGAUGAAUGCACCGAAGGAAUCGUUUGCGUUCAAAAACAGCACUCGUGCUGGCGGCGAGAUUUCGCAUCGAUUUUCAUUUUCCAAUGUUUUCAAUGAAGACACGACGCAAAAGAAGUUUUUUGACGAAACAACGUUGCCUUUGGUGGCUGACUUCAUUCAUGGACAGAAUUGUUUGGUCUUUACUUAUGGAGUCACCAACUCGGGAAAGGUGAGGUGACAGUGAAUCGAAGCGGAGACUGUCAGACAGACGGCUCAACAGGCAUCCUUUAAUAUUAAUUUAUAGAGAGGAAAUGUUAUUUUGUGAUAAGGCAAUAUCCUUUAAUUUGUCGCUUAACUGAUCAUAUUGUUGGGUUAGUUAGGAGACAAAGGAAAUUGAGAAUCAAACUCCAUGUGAACCUUAGAUGAUUCAAAAUAAGCUUAACCAGAAGCAUAUAUAUUAAACCCUUCUGGCUUAACUCCUCAAUCCUAGACCAAGUUAGUGCAAAAGGGCUCACCACAAUAUCAUGGCUGACUACUUACUCACUUUAUCAUUUGACAGCAGAGUAAUCAGCUUCUAAUUUGUGUAGGGUAGAAAGUACGUAAUUUAAUUCCUGAAGCUCGUACACAGGCACCAUAUUCAUCAUUGAUCAAUGUUCUUGUGGUUCAAAUUUAACUACGGUUUCAAUGAUGUUUUAUCUCCUUAUUGGCGUUGGCUAUGGAUUCAAGUGUUUGCAAGGCCCAGGUCGAACGUAUAUUUUUACCGAACCUAUUCCUUUCAAUUGAGUAUAAGAAAAGAUGGAUGUUUGAAUCGAAAGUUCGACAUAUCUAAUUUGGGUCAACCCUGAAUUAAGAUUGAGUGGCCCACAUAAAGAAUUUUGACUGUGGAGUGACUUGGUUUCAAACGUCGAACUUCUCAUGUGGGGAACCUAAUACAUAAAUUACUAAAAUUUUAUUUCAAUGUCAAGCAUUUUAGACCAUGGAACAUCGUGAAAAAGAUUAAUUAAGUUUGACUUCUGAAUCAACCGUCGAACUUAUCAUAUCAUUUGGGUUGACCUAAAUAGGUAUUAAGUUCGGUACAUGAAAAGAUCAACAUUUGAUUUAACUGGGCCUAAACAAGUCUGAAACAACACAGGGUGAAAAGUUGCAUUUUGUUUCCCUCUGAUUUGCAUUAAAAAUGUGACAAAGUCACACUGCAACAGGUGAGAAGGGAGAAUGGUAUAAUAAGGGUUAAUGUAAAUAGAGUUGUAUGACCUUUCCUGUACUUAAGGCAAUGUCUUAAGCAACCAGCUGAGAUCAUAAUAUGGGAAAAUGCUGUCAAAGUAAAAGCAAGCGUUAGCAGCUGAGACCAUGUACAAGUGGCAAAAGCAAUAUUUUGGAAAUGCACUAGGGAUCAAGAAGUCCUGUCCAUUUGUUCAGGACAAGUACAUUUUUUGCAAGGCAAAAAACUUUUUAAGCUCACAUGUAUACCCAAUGGGCAAGGGGAGUUAGCUUGUGGUAAGAUUUGUUCAUCGACUAGGACAAGCAAGCAAUGGCCCCAGCUAAGUAAAACAUGAGCUUCUAAUUAAGGAUAAGCUAUGUUUUUUUUAGACUUGUGCAAUAGAAAAUGGAAAUUAAACAAAUGAUAAAAUUAAAUCAAAAUUCAUUCUUGCCUUGUACUUUACAUGUACUUAAUCCUAGUUUGUCGAUUAUAAACCCUUUUUAGACCUACACGAUUCAAGGAACUCCUAAAGAUGGUGGUAUUCUGCCAAGGAGUCUGGACGUACUCUUCAACAGCAUUGAAGGAAAGCACUAUACCAAGAUGAAUCUCAAGCCCAGAUUCUGCACAGACGUUAUUAGGCUCACAGAGGAUGAAGAACGGAGAGAGAAUAGCUACAAGAAUGCUUUGAUCUCUUCUCUGGAUAAAGAUGUAAGUCUCUAGAUGUCAUUACAGAUUACUUGACCAUAAUGACCAGCAGUUAUGCUUUCUCACUAAAUGGCUCUUUAGAGCAAAGUGAUUAUCCCACUCGGGAGUUUUGUUUUACUUAUACAACACUCAUGUACUGUUCAAAGCAAAAUGUGCAAAGAAAGUUAUCUUUGCUAGCAAAAACCCAGUGUUAAAAGCAGAAUGGCAAGAGCAACGGAUAAACACCACAUUUAACAACCAGCUUAGGGACUUGUCAGAAAUUAGCAGGGGGGGGGGAGGGGGGGUUGGAAUUUUAAAUUUGGGUUCAGAAAUGAAAUGGAAUGGGAGUGAAAUUUUCUAACCCUCCCCUUGACCUUAGCCGAAAAUAUCAUGACCCUCCCCCUCUUGUAUAAAUGAUAAAAUCUAGUUCUUGCAAUCCACUAGGGUGAGUCAGAAUUAUGAAAGCUCAAAAUAUAUUUCUAAUCUGUUCUUUGUAAUACCAUAUACAUACAUUUUAGAUGAAAGCAUUAAGCUGAGUCCGGCUCUGAUUCUGACAGCUGAUCACUCGACUCUCCUAUUUCUCCAAGGUGUUUUUUACAAAAUAAAGAACUUCUUUUUUCUUCUGUGGGUUAACCCCUACAUGAUCACGGACACAUAUUUGCAUUACCAUCCCCCUUUUAACGGCCCAUUUUUCACGACCCCUCCCUUUUCUGCAGUCUCAAAAAGUUGUGACCCUCCCUCUGUUUCCACUCCCCCCUUCCCCCCUGCUAAUCUCUGACAAGUCCCUUACAUGUAAUCUCUGAUUAUGCCAGGGCCACUUGUGGCCUGCCGAAUAAGAGCCAACAUGUACCUGCACUAGCAGACAAAUUUGGAAUUGUCUUAAUUGAAUUAAAUAAUCUAAACCAAAAAUUGUCUGCACUGCAAACUAUUUACUCUUAACAGGCCUUCACAUCUCUCUUUACUUAAUGAAAAGAAUAAUGGCUUAAAUACAACAAAUGAUUGACAAGAAAAACAUGUUUUCGUUUAUUUUGUUUUUCUUUUGGGACAAAUUUUUUCCACAAUGCCGUUGAAGACUGUCCUGUCUUGGACAAAAUUUGUAAAACUGCAACAAAAUUUGUCUAAACAAACAUCUUUUUCACCAACAUAAGUGUGGAUAGGCCCUUAGCAAAAUGAACUUGGUUACAUUAACGUACAUUUCUUUGUAGUGUUAUAUUACUCUUGUAGGCAACUACAUUCCUCCAUCAAUCGUGUCUGUAUAAAAAAAUAAUAAGCUUGCUUGCCAGAUUUUCUCUUAACCAGAUCUUGUCUCUUUCUUGUCGUUUCAGGCCUUUGAUAUCAAUGCACUUCUCAAACUUGAUCAAGAUCUUUCUGCCGAUGUGUCAAAGGCCAGUUGUACUGAGGAAUCAAUGCUUCAUAAUACAAUUCAAGAUGGAGAUGUUGAACAUGGUAGGGAAGUACACUUGAAAGCCCUUUAAAACAAACUUGUGUCCUGUUGCUUGUUGUUGUUGUGAGAAAAACUUUGUCAUAGCUCAAUGUACCUUUAUUAAUGACUGAACCACCUUAAUUGAAAAACUUUUCCCAUAGUUCGAAUUCUGAUUCUAACAUGAAGAGUCCUUGACUUUAAAACAUUUGUAUGAUGCUAUUUGUGUAUUAAAAUGAUAUCAAGUAGAGAAACUAAAUGCAUUCCUCAAUGUAAUAGCUUCGUUUUACUAGGAGUAACUCUACAGAGUGACAGGAAAUUUAAUGAGCAUGUAAGAACCAAGCUUGUCAAAGCAAACAAGUGUUUACACGUCAUACGAACACUAAGAAAGGAACGCUACUCUCAGGCAGAGAUAGAUCACCUUUUUAUAUCUAUUGUUUUACCUAAUUUUAGCUAUGCGCUUUCAGUCUAUGGGGCAUCGGAGUGCGAUCUUACAGUUAUACAAAAUUUUUUAGACCGACGCCAUAAAUGCCGUUUUAUUUCAUUUCCAGUUUUUAUCAAGAACCUUUUAAAUAAACAAGACCGAAACAUUUUAAAGAAAUUAAUAUCAACAGAUUGCCACCCCCUGAAAGAUAUCAUUCCUCUCCAGAAGACUUAUGUACAUAAUCUUAGGAAAAAAGGCUGCGCACACCCGAAAAUUAAUACACAGCGUUUUAUGAACACCUUUGUAAGUAGAUUGAUUUUUAAGCUCCAUUCAUUGUAAUGACAUACUUUUUUAACAUAUAUAUGUAGAUAUUUUUAUCAUAGUUUUUUAUCUUCCGUAUUAAUUUGUAACAUACUGAUAUGUAGUUUUAUCUUUUGAUCAAAUAAAGACUCAUUAUUAUUUUAUUGUUAUUAUUAUUUCUUGUUGUUUCAUAACAGAGCUGCCGUCAAUGGAUGCAGGAGAGAAUGAUUCGAGAGUUGUGGAUGACACCACAAUUGAUGUUGAAGCCCAAGGACCUGUGAAAUUUUCUGUGUGGGUUUCUUUUGCUGAGAUCUACAAUGAAAUUAUUUAUGAUUUGUUGGAGCCUUGUCCGAUGGGAAAAGGAAAAAAGAGGACUACUCUCAGGCUAGGAGAUGAUACAAAUGGAAACCCCUAUAUUAAAGGUGAUAAUCUGCCACAGUUUUAUCCCUGGGUUAAACUUUUUUUUCCUUUGUUUUAACACUCAUUUUCAUACAUUACAAUACCAAAAAACCCAAGGCAAAUAGAAUUUGAAACAAAAAUGAAAUUGAACAACAACAACCCUGCAGGCAGAGGCCCUUCAAUCUUCCUAGACUAGGAAGAUCAAAGGGCCUCUGCUCUCAGGGUAAAUAGCAACAUACAUUGCAUAAAUGUAUACAUGUUAUUGUAUAAUUAUGACUUGCAGUUAAUUUUUCAUGUCAGUUAAUUUUGAUUUUUCCAUUUUUGGGGGUAUGGUAAUGUAUGUUAAUGAAUUGAAAACAAAGGAGAAACAAAAAUUAACUGUGAAAUAAAAGAUUAACUGCAACAUACAUUUCAAUAAUAACUAUGUUGAUGUCAAGUUAAGUCUUUUUUCUGUGACCAGAAUUUCUAGAUUAGAUUUAAUUCUGGUUGCUUUGAAUCUUGUUGUUGAUAAAAUAUUCCUUUAGACAAGUUGAUAUUUUUCAUAAAAUAGUGCUAAAGGAUUACAUGUUGGAACCUUAGACCUUUUAAAGCUUAUUUACCUUAGUUUAUUUUUGAAAUUAUGCGAUCAAUUCGGUUAACUCUUGACUUUAGCUCUAACAUCCCACGUCAUUUGUUUAUUUUAUUCACCAACAGUAAUAGCUUAACUGUAAAGAGGGCAGCAUACUAGGCUUACUUAUAGUCAAGAAAAACAUAAAACAACCUCAAAUCAUUAAUAAACCAAUCUGAUCCUAAUAUCAUGGAUUAGUUCUAAAUAUAAUGGGACACAUGUUUUAUGUAGAAAUUAUGCUUUGUUUAAAUAAUGUGAUAGAGAUAAAAUUAUUAUUUUUGUUCUAAUGUAGGAUUAAGGGAAAUCUAUGUAUCCAGUGCCGAUGAAGCCUAUAAGGUAUGUUAGACAAUCAAAUUUUCUACUACCAUUCCCUUUGUCCUGGCCAUGCAAAGCAGAUGUGAAUAGUUUUAUGAGGAAACACAAAGUACUAUUAGGGACGAGAAAAUUCUCUACGCAUGGAAAGUUAUCAGAAAGCUCACUCUUAAUCUUACAGCAGCAUAUAUUUGUAAGUUGCUUAUACCACUGGUGCCAAGGGGGCCAAACACUACUACAGCACAGCCCUUAUUGAGGCUGUACAGCGUUCAAUAUACUUCUGAGUUUUUAUUGCCAUUAAUAUUUUUUAUUGUGUCACCUUUACAAUUAAUUAUCCAACUGAUGUUGUUCUUAACCGUAUGGUUUGUCAUUCCAUUCUAAUCUUGGAAGCCUUUUGAUGACCACAUUUUUGUGUCUAUUCAUUGACAAAACCUUAUCAGCUAAAACGGAUCAGAUCUACCCUGUAAACCCUCUCUGUCGCUUUCCGUUAAACCCUUUGUUUUUGUUACUAAUGGUGAGUUACAGGCUGCCUAUGAACUGAUCCAGUUUUAAUACCUUCUGUGGCCUAAACUUAUUGAUCUGUCUCUAAAACAGGGUGGCUGUUAUUUCGUGCAAUGUGUGUCAGGUUAGGGUUGGAGAAGCUUGUUAUAAUGUUUGAUAGUGGAACUGCUAUUCUCGUCAGCAAGCGAAUGACAUUGUAUUGUUUGCUUUCAGAUUCUUAAGAUUGGUCAAAAGAAUCAAAGGAUUGCAUCGACCAAGUUAAAUCAGUGCUCUAGUCGCAGGUAAAUCUACAAAUCUUAUGGCUGUGGACAACACAUGUAUGUACAAGAAAAGCCUAAGGACACAGUGCUCACUACCAAAUAAUGUUUAGAUGUACUCUAGACCACUUAGCUAAGGCCUGUUUCAAACGUCGUCCUACUGCCCUGUAGCACGGCAAGGCUUGCCGUGCUACACGGCACUUAGCACGACUUGGUUUCAAAUGUCGCGCUACUGCUGUGCUAAAGUCGAAUUUAAUUCGAUCAAUUGAGUUCGGCAGGGCAGUAGCACGACGUUUGAAACGGGCCUAAGGAGACUAUGAGGGUGGCCUGCACUGAAUAUAUAGGCUUGAAGAUAUCGUUAUGCUGUUCUGUGCCAUUUACUGUAAACAUUACUUGUUCUGUUUAUUCUUUGCAGUCAUUGUAUAUUUAGUGUAAAAGUCUUGCGAGUCGUGGAUGUGGAAGAUCCCCAUGUGGCACGUGUCAGCAGGUAAAUAAUGCAUCAGUCAAUUCCACCUGCGCCCAGCUCCCCCCCGGGCAACUGCGGGGCAUUUGCCCGCCUUGUCAGUCCCGGGGGUGGGGCAUUUGAAAAUUUUGCACUGCCUGGGGGCCGGGCAUUUGCCAACCCCCGGGCCAUUUCCGAGCUUUUGACACGCACGCGGUUUUCUAUCAGAAUAUAACUACACAGAAGGUUUUACUGGACAAAAAGCAGAUUGGCUCAUCUGUCAAGGACAGGAAUAAAUUGCAGAGGGUUGUAAAGGCAUGUUCUCGAUUUUACAUGUAUGUAUGCAUUUCUUCAUUGCUUAUCAAGCCAGAAUUACGUAGCGAAAUUGGAGCUAUCGAUGUGACUCAACGUUUUUUGGUUAUUGAAUCAAAUUUCUGUUGAUAUUAUUUGAAGAACAUCCUUUCAUAUUUAUAAAACUAUUCAUAACAUAUAAAUUUACAGCUGUCUAUUAAUUUUGAUGUCAAUAAUUUCAUAUCAAUACUAAAACCGUAAACUGGUGCAUGUCGUCGCGGCGUGAAGUCUUACAAAGGAAGACGUCAAUUGAAACAAAAAAUCGCAUAUUAAAAUGCUUAAAAUGGCACUAUUUGACUGUGCGAGCAAUGAAAAAUGUUGUAGUGUUGACGUAGGACGGGGCAUUUGCCCUCUUUUUUCGUCCCCACCCCGGGGGGGUUUGACAACUCAAGAGUCCCCACCCCCGGGAAUUUGCCAUCCGAGGCAAAAAAAAUGCUAAUGCCCGGGGGUCAGCCCGGGGGGGCGCUGGGCGCAGGUGGAAUUGACUGAUGCAUAACUCAAAGAAUGAAUAUUGACAAAACUGCUGGAAAGCCAGAAGAAGAGCACAGAUUUUUCUUUACGAUUCCACACGAUAAAACUUACAGGGUUCUUAGAUAGUCUUGAACCCUAUGCAAAGCACUGAGUAUGGAUAGUAGAGAUUAACUCUGCGAAAUAGAAAAAUGUCUGGAGUUUUUUUUUCUUCAAAGAGACCCCAAAUACAGUGUACUAAGUAAGUGAGAUUUUUCCCGUAGUCAAAUUUAUUCAUUCUCGCCUCUAGCCGAGACAUUCAGUUACAGAAUGAGAGGUUUCAGAACUCUCUUAUUAUGUCCGCUUGGACCCUGCGUUUUUCAAGGUCUCUGUUGAUCACCUAUCUGUUAACCCUGGAAUUGUGAAAAAAAUAGUAUUGUUUUUGAAAGAAGUCUUGAAUUUUGGAUCCAAAAAUCUGUACGAAACCUGAUCUUACAGGAACCUCAAGAGUGGACUGAAUUUGGAUUUAUUUACUUCACUUACAGACUUUCGUUCGUUGAUCUGGCUGGUUCAGAGCGUUAUUCCAAAACACACAGUAAAGGAGAUAGACUGAAGGAAGCAGGCAAUAUCAACACUUCAUUGAUGACUCUCGGAAAAUGCUUGGAAUAUCUGAGAUACAACCAAAAAAAUCCGUAAGUUAAUAUAUUAAUUUAAUGUUCCUUUUAAUUUUGUUUGCUUUGAAAUUACGGACUCUCUAUUUGCCGGGGGAUACAGAAAGUUUUACAGAAAAGUGGCUAUUUCGACAUCCUAGCGGUACGCAGGACGCAUGUCAUACAUGAACCUUGUAUAUGGCCCAGCUCGCCACGAGUCCUUCGUAGUUCAGUGGUUAGAGCAAAGGGUGCAAAGAAAAUCAUUUUUACAGCUUGCCAUUUGGGCAAGCUGAAGCUAGCAUUUACUAGCCCAGACGUCAUUUCAACUGGCCCCAAAAACGUUUUGUUCUUCUGUUAUUCAAAUUCCUCAAAAAACAUCACUUUCCCGUCGGGCAAGUUAAAAACAGAAUUCACUAGCCCGAUAGCAAAAUCCACUAACCCCGGGCUAUCGGACACUACUUUCUUUGCACGCUGAGAGCAUCAUACCCGUGUACGGAAGGUCAUAGAUUCAAUUCCUUCCGGGGACUCAGAUUUUUCUUUCUUCCAGACUAUGCUCUUGACAUGUUGAUUACAUAAUUUCUCAACUGGGUCAUUUUUUCACGCUGCAGUUUUCAUUUGAGUAGGUAAACGGUAGCUUUUCUUUGCGUAAUAUUGGAAAUUAAUACUGGAACAGUUGUACAUAUAAAAGUGCAUAACUAAACUUUUUGCGCGUGUAAACUUUUUGGUCUUUUUUAUUUUCGAGCAUUACAAAUUCACCAAAUCCGGUAUAAACGAGGAGAUGCUCAUGAAUGACCUCUCUUUUCUUACAGGAAUCAACCUCUAAUCAUCCCGUUCCGUGAGAGCAAGCUGACGCGUUUGUUUCAAGGAUUUUUUUGCGGCAAAGGACGCGCUUCCAUGAUUGUGAACGUAAAUAUGUGCGCUUCCGCUUUUGACGAAACUUUCCACGUGAUGAAGUUUUCAGCAAUCGCUAAGAAGGUAAAGAAAAGUUACUCAUUAUUUUUCGAUACUAAUAUUCAUAAAGUUUAAGUCUCAUUUCACUAAAAAAAAGUACUGAAAAAGAGAACUAACAGCUUGAACGGAAUGCCCGAGAAACAUAAUUAUUGCUGACGCAAAUUCUGUUUCCUGGACGCCAGAAACAGUUAUAUGCAGAUCAAGUUCAAAACAUUUUGGCCUUCGUAGCGAAUUUUCCCUCGUUUUGCACUUUAAGAGGAGCAGUAUAAAAGUUUAGGUUCUUUUAAUAGUCUUUCAGCCAGGAAAACCGCUUAUUGCGGAGUGUUUGUGUUCGUUCAUUGUCCCAAACGAAUGAACAGUUUGGAGAAUAUAAAUUGCAUUGCACUAGUGGUAAUUUGGUUUCCAUAUCACCUCAACUGAUACACUGUAUUGACAAAAGAAAUAACGAACAAGAAUUUGUUGAAUUUGAGAAACCAUCAUUAACCAUCAUUACAGCUGAUUUCAUUGCUAUGUAUACACCCGGAUUUUCAGACAUGAUUCGACGGUCAUGAUUCGACCUGUCAUGAUUCGACACUAAUCACGUGACGUAUCGCUUCGCAGUACGUAAACGGUCGCGAAAAUAAUUGAGAGUUCUGCCGUGGGAUCCGAAACAGUGAGAGAAAAAUCUGGCUGGAAAGCUUAGCACUAAAGGACAUAAGUGUAACGAAGCUAGAAUCCCGACAAAUGCGUUUUACCUGAAGAGGAAAGCUUUGUUGCUUGGAAAACAGCGACAUGGUACAGAAAUUAUGAUAACAUUUGAUCAGGUGAUAAACCUGGAGUUCGAUUGCCGAGUCCGAAUGUAUUUCUGUAGGCGAUUUCAUAAUGGACGAAAUAUUAUCAACACGGCGAAAAGCGAAAUAGUCCGACGGUUAAUCGUUAGUCUUCUUCCGUAUGACAAGGUUUCGGUGUUUUGCCGUUGGUGAAUACCACCCGCAAUUUACAUGUAACAGUGAUGCAAAUUUAGUUCACAGGGAGGCAAAUUUGUAUUUCUUCAAGUUGGUACUUUUUCGUCCUUACUUAGCUUCUGCAUGGUUAAAAAAUAACAGGAAACCUUGACGUUUUGCCGAAGAAAUCAACAGAUAAAUUGAUCAGUCUGCCGUUGUGAAAGAAUUUGCUGAAGGGUUUGAAAGUUUUGUUUUGUUGACCGUUGAAAAAUAUCACAAUGUUCGAUCCUCGACCUAUGACCCUAGUAAGCACAUAUAAAGAAAACCAUACAUAAAAGAAAGCAAAAUUUGUUUUUUUUUGGAAAAGGGUAAAAUAUGAUAUUUCCUUAAAGAUCAAGGUAAAAUCCCAAAACAAGUUGAGAAAAGAGCCGAAAAACUUAUUGAUCGAGACGUCCACACGCCCGAUAACAUGUAUUGCGAUUAGCUUGCGUGACUGUAUGAGAAGCUGUUAUCCCGGAAAAGGAGAACAAAUUAUGGAUCACAGUCCUCUUUUUCUGAAUUACAAGAGAAAUAUUCAAGCUAUCAUCAAAAAUUUAAAGUAACUUUCAGAUUGUAUGCUUUGAUUCCUGUAGGAUACUCAAGGUAAAAUACUAUACUGCUUGGUAACCUCUCGGUCGAAUCAUGACCGUCGAAUCAUGUCUAAAAAUCAGGGUGUAUACACCGCACUGAAAUCAGCUGUAACCUGCCCAGUGUGUGUUAUGUAACCAAGCGCGAAGCAUCACAGCUGACAAAUAUGGUCGCCUCUCAUCGCUUCCCGCCUUUUGGACAAAGAGCGAUAAGAGGCAACUGUAUUCGCAAGCUAGAAACAUGAGAGUUGAACAUGGUGAGGUUAUUAUGUUCUUCCGCGUCGCACUCGGCGCUUAUUUCUCGCGCAUCGCGCGCGGGUAAAGGAAAUAUGUCACGCCUGUAGCUAUCUCUUUUAAAAAGCUAAAACUGUCUUCGUAUGAAUUGAAUCCCAAAAAUAAUGGUGUAAUGGUGAAGGAACUGAAACUGUUUCCUGUCUUCUGUUGCUGCGGGUGGUAAGGAUGGACAUGGAGUAAAAAUUGAUAAAAUCACCAGAAAAUUGCUGUGAUUAGUGCUCACUGGUGCCCUGUAUUUGAUAUCUUGUAAGUCUUUGCUGUUUCCAACGAAGCAUUUUCCGUACGAGUAGAGGCACUAAGUAAUGACUUAAGCACAGAAUUGACCUAUAAAUUGCGCCUAAGAUUACUACUUGAAUCGACCUACAAUCGGUGACAAAGUAAGUUAAGACACUUCGCCCUAAACUGGGUAGCCUGUGCCAGGCUCUCAGAUAGUAUAGUGGGACGUAUUGAAACGAGCAAAGCAAAAAUAAGACUCGCGCGACUUGCGAAAGGGGGCGGUGGCGGCAGGGAAAAUGCCGCCCUGUCUCUCCACAGCCCCCGCGCGUUUUUCGUAUUUCUUUUUACUGAACGACUUUUCACCACCAUCUCGGAGCCUGGAACAGGCCAUAAACUGGGGUUUUCUACGUUUUAGCUUUUCCUCCCCUCCCCAUCUCCUCCAUGCAGUGUUGUGCCGCUGUUCGAGCUACCUAAGGAAAACAACAAACACCCCAACUUUGAAUGGAGGGGAGCGGUGCGGAUUCUUUUGUUCUCGAAGUUACCCUAUUUGAGUACAAUGUCUCAACAAUUUUGUUGCCGAUUGUAGAUUAUCAAUAUAAUAUUUAUCAUCUUCUGAUGUCAGGUCACGACCAGAGUUACCAAACCCGUGGAUAUGCCACCACCAGCUAAAAAGUCACGGGCCCUAUCUGCCACGCCACGCCCCAAGCCUACAAGGGUAUCUAUACCCUGGGCCAAUGGAGCCCUUUGUACCCCAGCCCAUCCUGUUGAUGAAUCUCUAGCGGAGAUAAACGAAGAGGAUGGCGAUGAAGAAGUUGAAAUUGGCGAAGGUCAGGCCAGUGCCUAUCAACAGGUAUGUGAAACAGUGAAAGGGUUAUUUACCUCUUUACAUAAAGUCUUUCUUUUAUUUAUAGGUCAUGCAGCUAUUAAAAUCAGGGUAACUCGUUGUAAAAUCCUGAAUGUAGCUUGUAAAUUGAGUUUCAAAAUUAGCUUGAAAACGUUUGCUCUCAAGGAGUCUUUCCCCCUGGCUUUAGUGUGAGAAAGCAGCCGACGUUUCGCGACGCUAUCUCUGGUUUCUCCGAGAAGUGACCUCUGAGAAACAAGUGCAGAAAUUCUUUAUACUGAUGACGCUUUACCACCCAGAUCUGGGAAUUGCUUCUGAUUGGUUAAAAAUUUGCCCUCGGCCAUCAAUCAGAAGCACUUGAAAUAUUUGAAGCCAAUUAACAAAAAUACACACAAAUGUGGCUUAAGAAAAUCAAAAUUAACGGAUGGGAACCUUUGCAGAACUAGUCCGUUUAACAAGAGACUUUUUUUCCUUUUUUACUCAAUCAAACAUAACAACGUUGGAGAUGUCCACGCCUCGCCAUUAACCAUUGAUUUUAUUACUCCUUUAUAACUGACAGCAACUUGUGAACUUGGUCAAGGUUCUACAAGAAAAGUUGAUCGAGGAAAAACGAAAAAUGCAGACUUUGGAAGUAAAGAUAAGAGAAGAAGUCUGCAAGGAAAUGGCUGAGCAGCUGGUCUCUAUUGAAAACGCUUACAGGUAAGAUGGCGUUCUCGGUACUCCCGAGUUUAAUUCCUCGCCGGCCACGCUGGUAAAUAGCCAGCUGGUUUCACUGUCUGCCUUCGGCCAGCUGGUAUUCUUGGCGGCUUUUUUGGGCGCUUUUAUGUUGAAUUUGAACUGUUCGCUUUAUUGCUUUUGUAAGUGUAAGGGAGAGGUAGUUCAGUGUGUUUUUUUAAAAAAGUUGCUUAUCUUUCUUUACAGUGAACGUGUCAAAAUGGAGGUGACCGCUGUUGAAGAAAAGUGUGAUCGCAGAAUCGAACUGUUGACACAGUCAAUCAAAAAGACCAGGAAAAGAGCCCGGAUCGAGCGGAUAGAAGAAGACGACGAGGAAUGGGUACCGAGUGUGUUUUUACAUGCAGAGCAGACCAAGGUCCAGGUAAGUCUUGUAUGAACUUACCUUUGUUUGCGCCUUCCCUUCAAACAGGCGGAUCAUCAUACAGGUUAUGUAUAAACUAACAACUGAAUCCGCGAGUGGGUAAAGUUAAGCGAAUCCUGCGUUCUGUUUGGCUAACCGAGCAGGCAAGAUGGGUGCAUCUUGGCUACGUUGGCCCUCCAAGUAAAAGUUCUAGUUUUAACCAUACAAACAAUCCUUUAUUGACCAAGCUUGUUCGGCAAAGAUGGCUGAAUAUGGGUCUCGUUCAUUUUUACCUUGUUAUUGACUUUGACUUCGGCUCGGCGAAUAAAACGCAAAAAAGAAAUUGGCCAGUAUUCAACCAGCUUGACCUCUCGCUUGGUCAAUAACGCACAUAUAAGGAUGAAUGAUACUCUUGUGCUAGCUUUUACCCGUAGAUUCUGAUUUGGGCGUCUUAAAACGUCUCCAGCUCCAGAGCUGUUAGAUUUAAAGUGGUGGUGUAGUUUCUUGCAGGGUAAAAAGUAAAGUAAAGGUCCUUAUGCUACGUCGGUAACACGUAACUGUACUCAUUAGACUGACAAACCUGAAGCGCGGGCGGUGCACUCAUUUUACCCCCCUGCCUUUGUCAUUGCCCCAUUUUACGGGUAUUUAAAGCUGCACGGAUAAGCGCGCUCGACGUUAGCUAAAGAGAAAAUUGAGGGUCUACAUGUGAACAGACUUACUGCGCUCUUGUUUUCCCAUCUUUAAUACAGUAGAACCCCGAUACCUUGAACUCGGAUAACUCGAAUUCCUCGCUAACGCGAACUAAAUUCCUUUCCCUUGAUCAAAAUUUCACUGAAAUUUACCCCGAUAACUCGAAUUCCCGCUAACUCGAACUGUUUUUCGUUUCCCUUCAGAGUUCGAGUUACCCGUGUUCUACUGUAUGUAUAAUUCUUAUAGAGGUGUUUUGUAGUGAACUGAAUACCAUAAAACUGCCAUUUUGUAGGAGAAGCAGCACGUAAUCAGCGAGUUGAACGCCAAGAUCGCCGAGCUUCGUCAAGAGGUGAAACAGUUGAAAGACAGCAGACAGGAAGAGACUUCAACAUCCGACGCUGUUCUUGAACUACAAGGGCACUUAAACGACGCUAAUGAAGAAGUAAAUGAGCUGAAACAGAUGCUAGAAGAAGCUGGAGAGGCAUUCACUGAGAAGGAAGCUGAGAUAAACAAACUUAGAGCAGCUCUGGAUGAUCAAGAGGCCUGUUUUAAAAACCAAGUGCGAGGCUAAUUUUUACUAUUUGUUGUCCAUUUAAAGAUAACUGAGAUUGCCAAAUAACGUUCAAGAAUAAACGCCUUGACCAACUGAAUUGACUUCAUAAGACUCCACUCCGCGAUUUUGUAACCUGCAUAAAAUUGGCCUUCUGCAACAAACUACUUUUCCGCUCUCGUCUUCAGGCCAAAAAGGAAUAAGAAUUUACUCUGUCAGUUUUGCUAAGUGGUAUUAAGAACCAGCUGAUCCACAUCCUUAUUAGGAUUGUACUUUGUCUUAGUAAUUAUGAUAAGCUGUUCAAUUAUGACGUUUCAUUUGCCGACAUUUCUUGAAAGGGGCUGUGUCACGGCAGUCCAGUUCAUUUUGUUUAAUUUUGCCAAUUACUCGUCCUCAAUCGCUAUGGAAAUUGAAGUAAGCAAAGAAAUUACAGGUAUAUGACAAAAUCAGAGAUCCGAGACAAACAAAUAUGUCUCCUGAGCAUUAUUUUUGAAGUUGCAAGCAGUAGGUAUCAACUUUGAAAAACUGUUAUGCUUAAUCAAUCUGCCCAUCCGUGGCAUCUGUUGUUUCUGUUAUGUUAUUUUAACCGUCCUUUAAAGUUUUAAGCAGUUAUUUUUAUGUUUCUCUUAAUUUAAGGUGGCUCGACUGGAUUUUUUUAGGGGGAUACCUCCCAAGUUUGAGCCUUAACUACGUCGGCAUGAGUAAAGAUAUGGAAAAGAGGUUACCACAACUGUAUUAUAUAAAGAUGAAAAUUUCUUAUGAUCUGGGUUUUAUUCCAAUCGGAGUCGCCAUGGCAACGUAAUGACGCAAUUACGUUUUUCAUUUAUCUUUAUGUUUCUCUGUACCAGGAGUUUUUUGAAGAAAUUGCUUAAGGGAGUAUGUACCUGCCAUAAUUGCCUCCAUUAUGGCAAAGUUUGAAGAAAUUCUAUGAGAGCGUUUUCGAAAUAUUUUGAAAUGCAGUUUUAAGAAUCAUCAAAACAGUGAAAUAGCAUGCUAUCCACACACUUAGCUAAUAUUUUAAGAAAACGAUAAGCUUUGGGAACGCGGCUUCAUCUCAUAGUGGAUUGAUUCCAUUGAAAACUGCAUACAAAAAAGUAGGCGAAUUGCUCUGGGCGAUCGAGAGUAAGAAGGAUUUUAUCAACUUGCAUUCAGAUGCUUUUGAUACAGUUUUUGGAGGUAAUUUGGUCCAUGCCUAAAAAUUUCGCAUUUUUCCAAAAACCGCUCGAUAAAUUUUUUUAUAAAUUCCAGAAUUCCGAGAUCAAUUGUCAAGAAAUAUUCCCUGCAAGUUUUAAGAACAUUGAAAAUAGGGAAGGCUUUUAAAUAGGACCUCAAAUAUGGCCAAUUUUCCCCCCAGAUUUUGUGUUUACAAGUGAGCGUCCUCAUUAUUCACUGGCAUUGUUUUCAAGUUUCAUAUACACGUGCACAUUUAGCAAAAAGAUAGAAUUUGCUUCAAAAAGGACCCUCGGUUAAAUCUCCGGGAUAUGCUAAUUACCGGGUAAAGAGGUUAGUGAUACAUUAUAACAUCAGAGCAACUCUUUGUGAGAGUUUCUGUGAUGUUAUAACCCGAGUAAGGUAACUAAGUAUUGCAUCCUACACGAUGAGCCGUGACGUUCACCGUUUCGGUUCUCACUGCUAUCUGUGAUGACAAGCCUAUUAUUAGCGUACACCGGAUAUUUCUUCGGAAAGUAAUCGAGAGUUCUUUUUGAUGCAAAUUUAUAUCUUUUGCUAGUUGUGCACGUGCAUAUGAAACUUGAAAACAAUGCCAGUGAAUAAUGAGGACGCUCACCUGUAAACACAAAAUCUGUGGGGAAAAUUGGUUAUGUUUGAGUCCCUAUUUAAAAGCCUUCCCUGUUUUCAAUGUUCUUGAAACUUGCAGGGAAUAUUUCUUGCCGAUUGAUCUCGGGAUUGUCGAAUUUAUAAAAAAAUUUAUCGAGCGGUUUUUGGAAAAAUGCGAAAUUUUUAGGCAUGGACCAAAUUACCUCCAAAAACUGUAUCAGAAGUAGCUGAAUGCAAGUUAAUAAAAUUCUUCUUACUCGCGAUCGCCCAGAGCAAUUCCCCUCUUUUUUUGUAUGCAGUUUUCAAUGGAAUCAAACCACUAUGAGAUGAAGCCGCGUUCCUAAAGCUUAUCAUUUUCUUCAAAUAUUAGCGAAUUGAGCGGCUAGCAUGCUAUUUCACUGCUUUGAUGAUCCUUAAAACUGCAUUUCGAAAUAUCUCGAAAACGCUCUCAUAGAAUUUCUUCAAACUUUGUCAUAAUGGAGGCAAUUAUGGCAGGUACAUAGUCCCUUAAGCGAUUUCUUCAAAAAACUCCUGGUACAGAGAAACGCAACAAUAAAUGAAAAACGUAAUGGCGUCAUUACGUUGCCAUGGCGACUCCGAUUGCAAUAAAACCCAGAUCAUAAGAAAUUUUCAUCUUUAUAUAAUACAGUUGUGGUAACUUUUUUUCCAUACCUUUACUCAUGCCGACGUAGUUAAUGCUCAAACUUGGGAGGUAUCAACCCCAAAAAAUCCAGUCGAGCCACCUUAACAGGCAUUUUGUAAUUUCCUAAUUUAGCUGAAUUUCGUGAUAAAGCCCCUUUAACCCUUUUACAGGAUGAAGCCUUGAAGCAUCUUACAGAAGAGCUAGAAAAUGCGAAAGCUAUUUCCAAACAGGUAGACAACACCGAAGAACUGCAUCAGUUAAAAGGAGCCCUAGAAGUUGCAACGAUAAAACUCGCUGAGACAGAAAAAAAUGUACAAGCAAAAGACCUUAUGCUAAAGGAAGUCGUGAGGACGCUAGAAGAAACGAGGGAGGAGUUGGCCCGGGAACGAAGCUAUGUUGCCCAAGCAUUUGACAACGACGAAGAAUUGAUUAGAAUCAAAGAUGAAUUGCAGAAGGCAGAAGCCAAAGCUGUAGAGUUGGAGAAAAAGGUAGCAUCUAAAGACGAGGAUAUAAAUUCUUUGAAGCGAGAGAUAGAAGAUGCGAGCGCGCGACAUGUGGAGAAGACAACACAGGAUGAAGAAAAUGAAAAGGAACUGAAAGAGAAGAUAGUGGAGAUUGAGAAAGCAAAUAAUGAAGUAGCUGCCUUACAAAAACAGUUGGAGGAUUUCAAGGAAGACAUGCGGAGCACAAGAGAAGAGUUGGAGAAAUUUAAGGCUGAAAGUACCAGCAAAGAUUCCGAGCUUGAGUUGGCGAAGAAUGAAAUAAAGGAAAAGACGUCAAAGUUGGAGGGUGCAACGAAGGAAAUUUCCAAAAACUUAGCUGCGCUGGAAGGCAUGAAAAAGCAGAUGAUCGAAAUAGAGGUUGAGUUGGAAAGUGUUAAAGAAGAUAAUUUAAAGAAAUCAGUCGAACUGGAGCGUGUACUUGAAGAAAAGCUUGAAAUCUUGGCGAAACAUAAGUCUGACGAUCACCACAAUCGAAUUACCGCAGGGCCAGUAGCAGGAGGUGAUUCAGAAAUGGUUAAACAAGCGGCUAGAGUUAAGGAAUUACAAGAAGACCUCCGUGAGAAAUCUCUUGAAUUGGAAAAUGCCAAGAGAGAAUAUACCCGAAAGAUUGAUGAGUUGAAAACAGAACUAUCUGGUUGUAAAACAGAAAUGAAUAAACUACAGAGUGAAGAUGCCGUAAAGGAACUCGAGCAACAAUUAGAAGAAUCUACAAAAGCUCUCGAUAAGAAAAACAGCCAGGUUAUUGCCAGAAACAAUACUAUCAAAAGGCUCGAGAUAUCUUUGGCAGAGAAGGACAAGCUUUUGUCGGAAAUGGAGAAGCUGCCGAAAGAACCAAAUCUUCGCGCGAAAGAAGAAUUGAAAACUCUGCGAAGACGCCUUGUGCAGGCGGGUAAAGAAGUGGAAGAAACCAAAGAGCUCUUGGCUGGUAAAGAGAGAAAAAUGGAAGAAACGACGCAGGAACUUGAGAAGGUUAGAAGUGAAAACGAUGAAAAGGCGGCUGCGUUUCUGAAGGAACUUGAAUCGGCUAGGACAGAGCUUAGCGAAGUUAAAGAAGGCGCCGAGAAAAAGCAAGAAGAAAUCAAGGCAUUAAAACGACAGCUCGACGUGCAGCGUUCGAAUAACGCUUGUUUGCAAACACAGCUUGAAAACGAAAAGAGGACCUUGCAAGAGAAAGAGAACACUGUCCAAGCCACCAAGGAAGAAUUGAACUCAGUGAGGAGCAAAUCUUCAACUGAAAUAGAUGAUGCAAAGAAGAGGCUGGAAUCAACUGAAGAAAAAGUACAGAAGUUGGAAGAUGAAGUUUUCACAGCUAAUGAAGAAAGUUCUCGUGUUCAAGCCGAAAUUCAAAGGUAUGAGGAGGAGAUAGUGCCUGGUCUUGAAAACAAAAUCAAAGCUUUGGAGGAAGAGAAUUUACGCAGCAGCUUGAAGGUCAAGGUAAGAACUCUCUUUUUAAGAGUGCAGUUGAAAUUGUUGAGACUUCGCCAAUAUACUGUUUGCUCGCUUGACUCUUUGUUUGUGUUUUAACAAGGACACCGAAGAAAUCAUGGAGAAGAAUUUGAGAGAAGCCCGCUGUCAGUUAGAGAAAAGAAACAGUGAAAUAGAACAAAUAGCGAAAGAGCUACACGAUUUGAGAAAUUCCGUAAGGACUGCGGAAAAGGAGAAGUUCGAGGAACUUGACAAGGUUUGUUUUAAACUUGUUGUAGAAGUUUUCGAACGUGAGUUUUUUAUGUUUAAGGAAGUAUUUUUUACAAAGGAUGAAAUAUUGACCAGAGAUCGUUAUCUAAUCUAGUGAACUUGCUCCGGGGACACUCCGGGCCCAUAGGUACGCGUAAAGGAAUACUGGUAGUGUCGCUUAGGGGUGGGGUGGAGCUUAGAAUGUUCAAGAUGAAAAUCCGAUAUUUUUACCCGUACAGGUACCUGUUAGGUUUUUAAAGGAAAUCAGACACCGUCAUUAUCCCCUGAAGAAAGAAUUCCUUGUCAAUAUCAUAAAGUGCACUUAAUCCCAUAAUACUUUAAAUGUUAAAUAGUAUUCAGCAUUUAUUGAGGAAUAUGGGAGCCAGCCGGGGGGGGGGGGGCGGGCAGUGGUGAGAGUUUGUUGUUGGCUCUCUCCCCUGCUCUGAGAAUUUUUUUCUCAGCGUACUAAGGUUCUCCCCUUUCCUUAAAAACCAACACUUCCAUAUUCCAAUUGGAUCUGAACGCAUGGACACGUUUCAACGAGUUCCUAAAAACUCCUAAGUGCGCUGAGAGUAAACAAAUUACAAAUAACGAUUAUCAAAAAAUGACAAGAGCUUUAAGACUUAAAGGAAUAGUGUGUCAACUGUAUGGUUUUUAUGACUCGUUUUGUGGUUUUUAGAAUCUACAGGAAAUGAUGUGUAUGCAAAAAACCAUCGAGGAAAGAAAUAGAACCCUUGACACGCUCGAAAAAACGCUGCGUGACACCAACUUGGAACUUGAGAAAUCGAAGGAGCGUACUAAAUCGCAAAAUGAGCAACUGCAGAAGCUAAACCAAGAGAAAAGGUCUUUGGAAGAAAGGCUUGACGCCUUAACAAAGAAGUUGGAACUCUUGACGUCUGGUAUGUAAAAAAAAUCCAUACCGGUAGACUAGUGUUAUUGAUGCUCUAAUUUAAAACUGUCUUCCGCAUGAACGCAACGUGCAAAACAGCGAAUUGUGGGUAAAGUGCAUCGGAACUAAGCGAAAGGCGUGCAUGGAUAAUCGUUAUCUGUGUCCACUUUACGGACACAUGUUGUCGAUAUGUGUUCGAACACGAGCACCAUUCGCUGAGCGUUGAGCGUGAAAAUGUGUCUCUCUUAUGUCCAAUUUAACUGUAGGAUUAUUUUUGACUCAGUUUCCUACGAAACCUCGUAAUGCCUUGCAAAAGAGCGACAGCCACCCCAAAACAGUCCCAUAAUGCAUUUUGAUGCAUCUCUGACCCAGUCUCACGCACAGCCAUGAGCUCUUCUUUCAAAACGGGGCUAAGUGCAAAGCCUUUGUUGUAGAAAUAAGUUUUAUUUGUAUAAGAUUAAAAAAAUCAUUUUCAUGUCAAUGGCUUUGCACUUAGCCUCGCUUUGAAACAGAGGCUUGGAAUUGGUCUAUUAGUUUUAGGCGAGAAUCGUGCUCAGCUCGGCCACCAAUGUUAGCCUGCGAGCAAGCUCGCUCUGGCGGCGGGGCGGGAAGGAGAGCUUGCAACUACGUCUCUGGAAUUUGAAUUCCACCUCUAAUUCCCCUGUGGCUCCCCGUCGACUAAGCUUUCAGAUUUUCGCCAAUCAGCGCGAAGCGAAAACGAGCGCGAAUGUAAACAAACAUUGAAAAACACGUGCAAGGAAAAUGACGUCAUUACUAAUGUCAUCUUCGCCAAUCAGCAUUUCGUAUCUACUUUUUCGAUGCAGAUAUUCAAAUUCCAGAGACGUAGUUGCAAGCUCUCCUUCCUUUUCGCGCCCCGCCGCCAGAGCGCCCCGGAGACCUUGCUCGCAGGCCACCACCGAUGUGAAAAUAUCCUAGUCUCUAGGCUGUGAGGUUUAACCUUUUCUUUUUUUUUUUUUCAUCUUUCUUAUCUUGAUGAGUUUACUGUAUUGAAAUAAAAAUUCAUGCUGUCGCUUUCUCAAUCUCCGAGGAUCCGACUAUCUCGGAGCCUGGAAGAGACUACGUUUUUGAGCGACAAGCGGAAGUGGAAUUUUUGCACUCUUGAGCCUUGUUUUUGAACAAAUUUCUGAGCAAAUCGUUUUUUUGAGAGUAAAGACACUUAGCAAUACAAAUGUGGUAGCGUCAAGGCUUAUUAAAAGGGAAAAACGGUCACUUCCGGAUGAUGUGCGUCGCUGAAAAAACGUCGGUGGUUAUAUAAGCUUCCUAUUAUUUUCUUUGUUUUAUGUAUGCCCAGAUUCCGGAAAAGAGAAGGAAACUCUGAGUAACCUGAAGACGGUUCUGCAGGAACAAGACCUUAUUAUGAGCGGGCAAGCUCAAGCCAUUGACGAGCGACAGAGUGAGAUUGAAACUCUCUCCACGGAGUUACAAAUAUUGCAGGAAAAAUGCUCUUUUACUGAGAAAGAACUCGAGAGGAAGAAAUCUGAGAUCGCUAAUCUGAAACAGCAGUCAUUGAGUGCUGGCACGGAGAGGAAGUUAUUUGAAAAGAUGGAGGAAGAAAUGAAAAAGUUAAAGGAAGAUCAUUCGUCUCUUGUGGCUCAGUUAAAAGCGAAAGACGAAGAGAUAAAAAAUGUCAAUGAUUCGCGCGAUAACAUCAUGAAGACGAUGAGAGAAGCUUUAGAAGUGGCGAAGGCGAACAAAGCGGAGUAUGAAGUGAAACUCGCAACUGUCCGCGAGCAGUGUCGUAGUGAGAUGAAGAGAGAAAUGGAGGAGGAAAAGCGGAGACUGAAACGGGAUUUCCAGAGACAACUUGAGGAAAAGGACAGGAGUUUGGAAGAGAUAAAAUGCGAGAAGGAGAGUGUAGAGAAAGCGAUUGCUGCCGAGAAGGCGGCGAAAACCAAGUCUGGAUCUUCUUCAUCUGUAAGUUAUGCUAAACCGACAUUAAGCAACAACACGCAACAGGGUGUGCAAACGGACGCAAUAAUUCGUAACAUUUUGGCCCAAUAGUGUUGGGAGUUGUUGCGUUCGUUUGCUCGUAGUUAAACGUUUGACAGGUUUUAAACUCUGCACAACAACUCCCAACAACACGCUAAAACAUACAACAGGGUGUGCAAAUGGCGCAACAUGUAACAUCCAACAAUGUUGCCUCCGUCCAACUCCUAACAUUUUGGCCCAAUAAUGUUGGGAGUUGUUGCGUGCGCUUGCUCGUAGUUAAAUGUUUGACAGGUUUCAAACUUUGAACAACAACAUGCAGCAGGGUGUGCAAACAGACGCAACAUGUAAGUCAACAUCCAAUAAUGUUGGGAGUUUUUGACCAACAAUGUUGCGUCCGUUUUCACGGGGCUUUAGGAAGCUUUAGCAUCCACGACGGUGACGAAAAGUCACUUUUAAAAUGAAUAGGCGUUUUUUCCAAACUUUGUCAUGUCAAUUUCGAUAGCUGAAAAUGUCAUUUGUGGGCGAAUUUCCCUGGAGUUGAUUUCUUGGGGACUGAAAUUUCAGCCGAAACCUAAAAUGGGUUAGGAUUGCCGGUAGAGUCGAAUUUGAUGUUUGUGAGUUGUUUGCUUACGAGUUGAAAAAUAGUGGAAACAUCAUUUUGGCUAAUAGAGAAUCUGGUACACAUCUAAUCAUCAGAAAACUACUUGCGAAACCAACUUAAUGGUUCUCCAUGGUAGAUUAGUCAACUUUUAAGACAGUGGAUUACUCAGGGUUUCCGUGUGAUAACCUUAUUCUUUUGGAGCGAAAGAUUGGGAGAAAGGGCGCACAGUCAUAUUCUGAAGAAUGCGGGGAGAUAUGAACCCCUACCCUAUUUCAGGCCUUAAACACUGUUCCUGAAAGUCGAAUUACACACAAAUUAAAAACACACCACAUACUCACACUCACUUUAAGAAUUUGCACGGUGUACAUUCCUGUAUUCCUAUUUUGUGUAUAAGUUUAACAGAAAUAAUCGUCUCGUCGCUUUUCAGGAUCUUGACACUCAAAGCGAGAACACAGACGUGCCUGCUUCUGACACCGAAGUAAAAUCGUCAGUUCUGCGAUCAAACCAGAAGAAAAAUCUAAAGCGGAACAGCAGUGAUUUAACUUUGGCUGAGGUAUUUGUUUAGCUGGUAAUGUUACUGCCAUCAUAAUGACAGUUUUUCCAUACGUAUUUCUUCAGUAUGGUUAUUUGUAAACUAACCACAAAAUCAAUUAGUUAUCAACUAAAUGAAUUGAUAAAGAAAAAUUGUUUAAUCUCAGUUUCUUUUAAAAUUUUGUUUGCCAAUUUUCUCUUGGGUUGUUUCGAAUAAAGUGGGGCAGGGCUUAGCUAUGAAAUUGGCCGUAAUUAUGUUUUGAACUCAAACGGACACACAAUUUAUAGUCAGUUUUUCUUGUAAGUGAUUUGCAGCCAGGAUUCAUGACAUAAGUGGGUUGAAUAUGAUUACCUGUGAGAAUUCCCUAAACAAAUACCUAAGAAAAAAGGUAAGGUAAAAACAGAAAAGAUGAGAACCAACAUUAUUUCUAUCGGCUUCCACAUUAGCUUAAGAACCAAAUGUCCGCAUCAAAGUCAAGGAAAAAAGAAGACAGUGACGAGGAGUUCACCCCAGGAUCGGUGAGAAAAACGUAAGUGUGAGCAAAUGUUUCCGAUAACUUGCAUGUUUGUUACUGUAGAACUCCUUUAACUCUUAACUCCCCCCCAACUAGAACUAAUAUUACUUUCCCUUUGGAUCAGUUGUAAUACCACUACUCAAACCCACAUUAUUUAAGUCGAAACAUGUUUUUUGUUAGUUAUUUGCCUGAGGAAUUCGAGUAAUCGUGGUUCUCCUCUGACUAAUUUCAUCUAUAAGCACAUCCAAAUAAAGACACUUUUUGAAAAGAAGAUUAAAAUAGAUACGUUUUAACCUGAGGUGAUGGGUAAGUAAUGCAAAAUUUCAAAAUUUUGCUGUCAAUCCCGGACAUACCUAGAUCCUUUAAUACUGAACGUUAAAAGGUUGAAAAGGUAUUAUUUUGAGUGGUCUUGUUUAACUUCACAUUUAAAUGGAUGGGUCAACCCAUUUGUGGAUUACUAAUGUAGAGUUAGAUUAAGUAGUCACUGCAAAUGUUUUUUUGUUUGUUGUUGGUACAGACGAACGAGAUCAUCAACAAAGAAAGCUGGAAGGUCCACUUCUACUCGCUAUAAACGAACCACUCCAGCGACAGUAGAGGUUUUGCCGACAAUGGUAAGACAUACGAGGGUAAAGAAAAUCGAACUCAUGCAAAUUUAAAAACGAUAAAAUAUCAAUUAAACAAGGUCGGUUUCUUUCUUUAAUCCCGUGGGUGUUGUCAUCCUUUGAUAACGAGAUUGACCAAAAGAACGUGACUAAUAACUGGACGGAUGGCACGACAGGUCACGUGGCCAUUGUCAUAAUCAGUUAAGUUGGUCAAUGACGUGUCCUUUAUGUCAUUUAUGACGUUAGCAUGACGUCAUUACAUUUAAGACCGAAUAUUAUCACACUUAGGAGUUUAUUACACUUGAGGCAAUGAAAGGCUAAAUAAAACUCAUCCGAUUUUCUAUCAUCAAUUUCUGUCAGAAAUUGAUUAUUUCGUGUGGAAACGAGCGGACGCCACGUCUGGCCUUAGGUGAAAUCCUUAUUUUUUCUCUUUCAUUUUUUUAAUUAUUGUUAUCAUUAUUUUCCAAGGACGAAAAGGACUGCAAAACUGACAGUGUAAGGGAAAAAAAGAAGUUGUUCAAGGAUUUGCAGGAAGGCGCGACCAGUGCAGGUUUGUAUUUACAAAACAUUUUAUAGUACUCCAUUUUCUCGCCUUUCCUCUGGAAACCCGUCUGGUACACGUAUCUCUGUACAGAUCGUUGAUUUUCUGUUGGGUUUGACAACACCCCAAAACCUUUUCAAGUGUCAUUAAGUGAGUAAUUCAACGCCAUAAUGAGAGCUGUGACCUUUACUAUAGAAAGAAAUCACAGUGGCUGGUUGAGGGCGUGGCUUGCCUCCAGAUCCACUCUCCUCUUUAUUCGCCCCUUUGUUUUUCUUACCUACGGCGUUUUUCGUACUUCAUCAGAUUUCGUUCGGAUAAGUCAGUUUUUCUCUCCUUUAUAAAAGCCAAGAUUGUUUUUGUGUGUAGGGCCAUUGACUUAUGAAUUUUUCAGCUAUGUUUCGUAACGUGCAGAGAACUACAACCCCGGACAAAACUCUUUAGACAUGACUACGUAUUUUCUAAUUUCGCGCCAUGCUACAAUCUCGUCUAAACGGAACAAAGUCGCCGUCAUUUUCACCCCCCUGUUCAAUGUUGUUUUGGACUAACAGCUAACGUUUGCGUGUCUGGUGUUAUUGCAAACAACAUUGGAAGAGGGAAGUGGGGCGGUCGGUCAUUAGGGAGCUUAAUCAACGCGGACGGCAAAACAGCGGGUUAGAUUGGCAAAACAACAACUUUGCCCGUGCAUCACGCUUUUUUGUACCUUUCUUUGCCGUUACUGUACAACUACGACGUGAAACGUCCUUAUUUCACGUUUUAAGGCGAUGUUACACGGGACGAUUCGAAACGACGAUUUUUAGCGCAACACAGUGUUGCAUUGUUGGAACAAUGUUGCAAGCAUUUAAAACAAUGUCGCAACAAUGUUGUAACGCUCUGUUGUGCUAAAAAUCGUCGUUGCGAAUAGUCUCGUGUAACAUCACCUUCAUAGAGGACGGAAACACAUGACAACGAUUUCCUCUUUCUUUUGUGGAAUUAGAUAUAGUCCUUUAGAAUUCAACUCCUCAGAAAUCCAUGACAAACUAGAAGAGUUGAAAAAAGAGCGAUGAAAUUUGAAACAGCGUGAAUCCUGUUUUUGGGUGAAGUUUUCGCUGCCGCUCUUGCUUAAGGUCCCUAUUCAAUUGUCGACGGUAAGCGUAUUCGUCAGGACGAGUGCAAAAAAAAUUUUUUUUUGUAAUCUGUUUUAGCAGGUUUUUUUCCGAGGUUGUAGUAUUGAUCGCUGCUUUUUUCGUAACAGGUGAAGAAGAAAACGUUCCUCCGAGUCAACCGAGCCAACAGUCGACCAAAAAGCGCGGGAAACUGUUCCACAAACCCUCGUCUCUAACAGCCUUGCUGUCAUCAGGCAAAAGCGUGAGUCAUUUAUUAUGAGUUUGUUGUCCUUUUGUUUUCCUUGUUUUGAAAUACCAUCUAAGAACUACUGGCGCAGAUGAAGGAAGACUUCACAAUCGUUUUAAAAUUAUAACAGAGUUUGCUAAGAUUCUUCUUGUGCUUUAAUGGUCGGUUGUUAAAACAAAGAGUGCGGUUUUUAAACAAAAUCAGCGGUCCUAAGAUUUCUUUUCCAAGUGGGUUAUUUUGAGUAAAUAAAUGAGUUAGUUUAUAGCCUGGGCUGUAAGUCUUCCGGACACUGAUGACAGCAAACACUUCGUAUAUUAGGGUUUGCAAAAUUGGAAACGACUUAUCACGCAUAGUAACUGACCUUGAACUUUCACUUUAUUGCGUUUCCGCGGGAAGAAAUCGCUUUUCAAGUCAUGUCAAUAUACCUGCCAACCUUUUCCGAGAUGUAGGCGUGAGAUUUUUAUCCUGGGAGUGCUGGGAUUUUUGAAAACGACACGAUCAUUUCCGAAGAUUCCCGAAGACGUCCGAAGUCUGCCGAAGGCGAAGUUAUCGAGAAAACGCUUAUCCACAAAAUCAGAGAUCGCGAGGAAGGUAUUGUCAUUUAUUCAUUUUACACAUGGUUUUCGUUCCUUACAUGGGUCUGAGUUAACAUAUUUUUGGAAAUUGUGUCCAGCAAGACGGCAACAACUCACAUUUUUCAAUCAGGCGUGAGAAAUUGGUCCGCAGGCGUGAGCGGGCGUGAGAUCGAAGUUUUCAACCCGCAGGCGUGAGACUCACGCCUAAGGCGUGAGAGUUGGCAGGUAUAUGUCAAGUCUAUCCUGACGAUAACCAAGAUUCAUGAAUUUUCUAGCUUUGUGGCAGGCUAAGCUGGCCAUCUUAUUUUGCCUUUUUAUUACUUCGUCAGGAAAGCCGAGAUGACAGGAGCGAGCAACCGGACAAAACAAAGAAUAUUAUUACGCGGCAGUUACGUCCGCGAUCGAUUAAAUACAACUAGACUAGUUAGUCUUAAACUCAUGUAUAUACCGAGAGCGUAGGAAGGCUCCGAAUCUAAUGAAAAAACACCUCUCAGUAACGUUUAAUAAAUCAAUCAUAAUUUAGAAUUCCAUGCACAUCCUAAGAUGUUUACAGAGACCAUGCAGUAAUUUUCUGCAGCGUUGUUUCCAACGGUCGCAACGUAUGAUUUUAUCCACAGACUUAAAAACGGUUGCGUUUAUUAAUUUGGCUUGCGUUCAUUAAUUUUUGCGUGAAAAAGGAGCUCAGGUAUUGAAACUAAAAUCAAGGCCCAUCUUCUGGACUCAAAUGAACAUUCCUUUUUUAGUUGGCGGAGUGGAGGCUCGGUACGACUAACACUACACCGGAUAGCAAUUGCGUCAAAAGGGCUUUGGUUCACACAUGAUAACGGCAAUUACUGCUCGGUCUCUGUAACGAAGCGAAGCUGCACCACACUGAUUUCGAAAGUGAAUCCUCACAUUUUAGGCAGGUUUCUUUACCACUCUUUGACGCAGUGUGAAGGGGUAAAAACUAUCUGGAUAGUGUAGACAAAGCCUUGCGUUGUGUAGACGACAUUUCUGUGCGACAUUCCCUUGAGAGACUCUUCGCAGCUCGUUGCUGUCAGCUCUAUUACCUACGUUACAUUCGUGAACGAACGUAACGUAAAAGUAUCGUAAAAGAACCGAGGCCCCGUCCACACACGUCCGAAUAUUUUGAAAACUCAUUUUUUUUUUACGAAUCAGCCGCCCAGUUGCAUGAAAACAGUGAAUCCCGUCGCCAAAACCCCAUCUUUUUUAAACCGUUUUCCAGACGGCGUGAAGACGAAUGAAACGGGAUAUUUUCGAAUAAGUAAAGUAUGCGGGUUCAUUUCACUCGGAUUCGUGUGAACGAGGCUGGGGUUUUAAGUCAGUACCCGAACUCUGAUUCAAGGAACACGUUACGUUAAAGCACCUUAUGGGGUAACGGUGUAAUCAAAGACUUGUCCCGGUUGCGUGUCUUAUUAAUCUUCUUAGUACCCAGUGUAAAUAUAUUUGAUAGUAGUAGUUCACAUCACUAAAUUGUGAGGAAAGAAAUUAAAAGGCUCAUUAGAAAUGACGCCCUAAACAAUGUUCAAUUUCAUUCACCCAACUUCAGUAGUCUUGUUAAACGAAAACGUUGAUUUUUUUCCCAGUGAUUGAAUGAGGCUCAAAUUGAAGGUGCAAUAAGCUUAUUCUCAUAGCCACGGGUAAACUGCAAGUUGCGGAUUAUACAAUGUUAUUUCUAGAACAGUAGCAGAAAAUGCGUGAGGCUUGUUUGAUUUUGUUCAGUCCGCCUUUCGUCCGGUGUUUGACCCUAUUACUGGGCUCUUUUAUAAAGGUUUCCACCUCCUAUUACAUAAGUUUCACUUCCCCGGCUUUUUGCUUUAGUCAUUUUUCCUGUGUAUGUUUACCGUAAAAUUCCGAAGGAAGGAAGGGUUUAUUUUCGGAAUCUUACGGAAUGUGUAUGCGACGUUUUCCCUCAACGUUCACUCAGUAUGGACACUAUGCCGUCUCCCCUUAGUGUAUCAGUAUGGCGUGUCCUCUUGGUGUGCGUAUUAACCGGGUUGCAAUGUAUAAGAAAUGCCGCAGAGAACAAUAAUUAAACAUCACUAACCCGAAAAACUUUGAGGUGCAAAGUCAAACACAAAACUGUCGUGUCAAGAUACACUGAAACCUCUAUUAAGCGGACACCUUCGGGACUAGA
Molecule: messenger RNA, 28681 nt
Organism: Porites lobata
Lineage: Eukaryota; Metazoa; Cnidaria; Anthozoa; Scleractinia; Poritidae
Source: the annotation of a GenBank genome assembly